Purpureocillium lilacinum is the source of this 2886-nucleotide messenger RNA. Lineage: Eukaryota; Fungi; Ascomycota; Sordariomycetes; Hypocreales; Ophiocordycipitaceae. The record is from RefSeq and is a predicted model, not a curated record.
AUGGAUGAUGGCAGUCACUACUUUCCAGCUCAUAUUUGUGUGGGCGCAGAUGAGUACCUCACUGGUUCACAAGCCGAGGCACGGAACUUGGCCAACCUCGAGAGCUUCCUCCAGAGACAAGACUGGAUACAGUCAUCCGGGCUUUCUUCGCCUUUCGCGGUAGUAUAUGGAAACGGUGAUCAUUCCGGCAAGAACUGGUACUAUGCCCCUGAGCAGAGGCUCGGGCUGAUCAACAGUGUCGAGACACUUGCCGUGCGCCUGGAUCAUGCCAGGAGUCAAGCAUCUGCUUACCUCAAAGAAGAUGUCUAUGAGGCGACGAUCGGCGUUCCCGCCCACUUCUACAACGAUGAACAAUGGGUGGUCAGAGAAGCCGCCAUGGUUGCGGGACUCAAUGUUCUAAAUAUUACGAUGAACCCAUGCGGACUUAUUGAGACAGCUAUGGACUCCCUAAAAAUACCGAGACCUGAGGCCACUGUGCUGGCCCUCGAAGUUGGGGCCAGUCACUUCACUUUCGCCCUCGCUACCCGAGAAAAUGGCUUCGUGGAUAUCAGAGAGCACGGAUCUGCUAUGGUUGGAGGCAAAGACUUCCGUCUCAGAAUCUUUGAGCACCUCGUAUGGAUAGCCGUACAGAGAGGGAUGAAUCCACUGACAAACGCAGCGGCGACCCAUCGACUACGUGUGGCUAGCGAGGCGGCCAAAAUUGCGUUAUCUUCAUCAGAGCAGUAUACCGUGUCCCUGGAGUCCCUUGUCGACGGGCAAGACUUUUUCGAGAUCAUUACUCGGGAAACUUUUGAGUGCCUGUGCCAGGAUCUGUUUCUAUCGAUAAUGUCGAACCUUGAUGAUAUGGAUUGGAAGUGGGACAUUCACCAACGUGGCAUCUACUACGUCUUAAUCGGCGGCGAGUCUUCAAGGAUCCCGAAGCUCCGAAGGCUCUGGGAGGAGUGGCUUUGGAAGCGGGGCAUUGGCCACUCGACGAUCAAGUUUAUCAACAUAGGACAUGCUGGCGCUAUGGGACUCGCCCUGAACGCAGGUGCGAUUUCUGGGAUGGAUUGUCAAGCACACGCCCCUCGAGUUUCGUCGCUCAUGGAAGUCGCGACGGAGAACAUCGGCAUCGAAACGAGAGGUGGUAUCAUGUCAAAACUGAUCUUGAGAAACUCCACGAUUCCGAGAAGAAGCCGAAAACAGUUCUGGUGGCACGCCGAGGACAUGUGCCCGGAGGUCAUGGCCCCGGGUCCUGACCAGAAACAAACUCGGUCAACACAAACUAUCCCUUCACACGGGGCCUUGCAAGUCUACGAAGGACACAGGACAAGGACUAAAGACAAUAGACGAAUUGCGUCCAUAGACCUCACGCAGCUCUUCGCUCACGCCACGACUACAAAUGUCCUUCUUGAAGUGGCGAUCGACAUUGACGUUCGGCUUGCGAUCAUUAUCGAGGUGUCCAUCGCCGGAACGCAGUUCCGUAUACGCGAAACGAUGAACACUCAUGAGGAGACUGUGAUGAAGCAGCCGAAGCCCCGAUCCGCCGACGAGAGCGAGGCGGAAUCUAGCGUGCGUGGCACGACACUGCCUUCAGGGACCGAUUCAGCCACAGUGGCCAGCUCUGGCUUGGAUGCCUUCUUCUCCUCGACAAGCAUGGUCGGCGCGUUCACGGACACUGACUUUUAUCGAGUGUCGACAUACCUCCGAAACACGGGCAAUAUGGCCUGGAGCACAGCCCCAAGGCUUUACACUGUCCUUCGUGUUAUCGAUCAGCUUGACGCCAUGGAGGUUUUUCUGCGCCAAGGCAUCAACGAUAUGUGGUUUCCAUUCACAAACAGAACCCUGCCGGCAGCACUCCAGCCGUCAAUACAGGCCCAGUUUCUGGACCGCCAGGAGAUGGCAUAUUCGCAGUCCAAGACGUUUCAGCUGGAGAGUGGCGAGCAGAAGCACGCGUACUUCUCGAAGGAGGAUCCUUUGCCGUUCAGGGUCAUAGCGAGGCUUGGACGUGGCGCCCACGGCUCGGUGGACAAGGUCAUGAGCAAUUUCAGCCAGAGGGAGUAUGCACGGAAGCUCUUCCGCAAGUCGAGGGGUCUCCGGGCAGAGGACGUACAAGCGUUUAAGACUGAGCUUGGCAUCCUCAAGAGAGUGACACAUCGGCACUGCGUAUCGCUGGUUGCAACAUAUUCUGACCCCAAGUAUUUUGCGUUGCUCAUGGAACCUGUCGGUGAUUACAACUUGGCCGAAUACUACACAAGAUGUAGGAACGAGCCAGACAAGCACUCACUCAUGAGGGGCUUCUUUGGCUGUCUCGUGAGUGCAGUCCAAUACCUGCACGAUUCCAAGGUGCGACACCGCGACAUCAAGCCGCAAAACAUCAUUGUGCGCAGCGACCAAGUGCUCCUCGCCGACUUUGGCAUAGCGCACAGCUGGGAGAAUCUGACGAGGGCAACGACGACGGCAGACUCGGGCAAGACGAUGACUUACGCGGCCCCCGAGGUCAUUCGGGUGGAGCCGCGAAACACGGCGGCAGACAUGUGGUCGCUGGGCUGUAUCUUUUUGGAAAUAGUGACGGUACUCAAGGCCAAAACGACGCAGGAACUCCGGACACAUUUCAUAGAGCAUAGCGAUACACCCGCGUUUCAUGCAAAUACGGAGAGCACGCAGAUCUGGGCAGAGGAGCUUCGACGACUGGCGCCUGCGGGGGACAAUGCCGCCGUUGGUUGGGCGCUGGACAUGCUGCAGCACAAUCAGCAUGCUCGACCGACGGCGGCGAGCCUGUUUGAAGAGAUUCUGCGGGAGUCGAUUUCGUGCGGGACGCUGUUUUGCGGGACUUGCUGCGACGGCGUAGAGUCGACAGAGGGGGAAGAAGACGACGAACACUUGUGGGGGGAUGACGGGCUCUAA